Molecule: messenger RNA, 696 nt
Organism: Vicia villosa (hairy vetch)
Lineage: Eukaryota; Viridiplantae; Streptophyta; Magnoliopsida; Fabales; Fabaceae
Exons: 1
Coding region: 1-696 (231 amino acids)
Source: RefSeq, a predicted model, not a curated record
AUGUACUAUCAUGAGGAUGGUUAUUUUCUGUUGCGAUUCAAGAGCCACGACGAUAUGGAUGCUGUGAUGAUGAAGGGACCGUAUACACUUCGCAACAUUCCCCUGAUUAUCAAAGAAUGGAGACCAGAUUACAAUGUGAAAGAAGUUCUACUCCGAACACUUCCCAUUUGGAUCAAGCUACCGAAAUUGCCUCUUCAUCUGUGGGGUGCUCGAAGCCUGAAUAAGAUUGGAAGUAUUUUGGGAGUUCCUUUGGUUACAGAUGAGUGCACAGCUCAUAAAUUACGGGUAUCUUAUGCCUGGAUCCUAGUGGAAGUUGAUAUUACAAGAAAGUUACCUGAUGAAAUCACCAUUAAGGAUCUUGAAGGGAGAAAAUUGAAACAACAAAUUGAAUAUGAGUGGCGGCCAAGAUUUUGUGAUAAAUGCCAGCAAGUGGGGCAUACUUGUGGAACAGAGAAGCAGAGGAAAGUUUGGCGGCCAAAACCACCUGAUACUAAGGAGCUAACAUCAGAUACUGCUACCAUUGUGGAGACUGCUCAAGUAGAGGAACAACAAUGGACAACUGUGGCAAAAGCUAAUGGUGACAGAGGUAAGAAAAAGAUUGUAUACACUGAUCCUCCGAAUGAAAUAGCUUGUGAUAAUGGAUUUGAUGUCCUAGGGAUUUUGAAUGAUCCACUAGGUAUAGGUAGCACCUCAUGA